Messenger RNA from Paecilomyces variotii, 4334 nucleotides. RefSeq names its product class V chitinase Chi100. The coding region runs from base 316 to 4128 and encodes 1270 amino acids. The record is from RefSeq and is a predicted model, not a curated record. Lineage: Eukaryota; Fungi; Ascomycota; Eurotiomycetes; Eurotiales; Thermoascaceae. Gene Ontology annotation, biological process: carbohydrate metabolic process. Gene Ontology annotation, molecular function: hydrolase activity, hydrolyzing O-glycosyl compounds; chitin binding. The transcript has 4 exons.
GUGCUCCGAGUGGUCCCUGGAAUUUUACCGUACUAGUAUAGUAUAUGGUAUCUAGUUAUUACGGUGCCAAAGCACAUAUCAAGGCUGAUUUUCCUGGUUCUAGGUAUCACCUGGGAAUUAAGAUCAAGAUCUCCUUUCUUUCGUUCUUUCCUUUCAAGAGCUCUUAUACGCUCUAUUCGAUCAUUCAGGUUUCCUUUCUUUUUUAGACUUUCUGUUUUCAUGUUCUGCUUCUUAUACCUUCACAUUCAUUUCCCCAUGUCAAAACCCUCCAACAGUGCAUAGGUACAUGUGUUAAAACCCAUUUCCAAAGUCAAAAUGGGCUUGUUGAUACACCUCAGUAUCCUCAGUCAAGUGGCUGUAUUAGCCGCUGCAGCUUCUUCCAGUCCCAGCGUUCGCGUGGCAGAUCCUUAUAUUGCCUCGCAAUGGAACGCCUGUCCUUCAACCUGCGAGAGCGCCAAUCCCAAUGACUGGGACUUGUACUCCAACCUGCGCGUCCUGAAAUCAUGCAAUGAGCCAAUGCUCCUCAAUCUGGUGGUGAGCAAUCCGACUGGGACAACGGAUUCUAGUCUUCGUCAGCCGCUGUAUGCCUGUUCCACGGCCAACGUGGACAAUCUUGCUACCUCGAAAACCGCCAGUGCGUCAAGCGCAAGUGCCAGGCGGUACUCGACCAAGAAUGUCCAGAUGGAAACUGCGUGGCGGGGAGAUGACACAAGCCAGUACUCGUCUCACGCAGAGGUCGCAGCUCAACUUGUCCAGUCGCAUUUGAAUGCCCCUGCCAGUCAGAAUGCUACCAUUGCUAUGGGCUACUCGAACGGUGUCGUCGUCGGAGCGUUCAUUGGCUCCAACAUGGAGAAGGCCAAUGGCGAGAACAAAAGUCUUCUGAAUUCUUUCCUGACGAAGCUUCGUCAGGGAGAACUGAACAAGUCGGGCGUCAUGAUGCAGGUCUGUGACAGUGACCGUACGGCAGCGUACACGCUUGGUGUUGUCGCCGAAGCAAACGCAGACUAUGCUCAAGCUCUGGGCGCUGUGCGAGAGGCUCUUGCGACUUGGAAUACUGGAAAAUGCGUUUCUGGAUACAGCGGGACUUCAACCUCCAAAAUCUCAGUUAGCGAAGCCGAGGAGGACGACGAGGACGACAUUACCCCUCCGAGAAAUGGAACCAGCGCACAUGUCCAUGUUCAUAGACGCUCGCACGGCAAGAGACUCCUCUCCGAAAAGCACCGCCGAGCAACCUGUACCGCGAUUCGAGUCAAUGACGGCGACAGCUGCAGCACGCUCGCAACCCGCUGCGGAAUCUCCCCUGCCGACUUCACAAAGUACAACCCGAGCAGCACGCUGUGCUCGUCCUUGCUUGCUGGACAGCAUGUUUGCUGCUCUGCCGGAACGCUCCCGGAUUAUUCUCCGCAGCCGAAUGCCGAUGGGACUUGUGCAAGUUAUACUGUCCAGAACAACGAUUGGUGUAGUAAGAUUGCUGCUGCUAAUAGUAUUACGGUUGAUGAUAUCGAGGACUGGAAUGAGAAGUCGUGGGGGUGGACGGGGUGUGAUAAUAUUCAGGCUGGUGCCAACAUCUGUGUCAGCAAGGGAGAGCCGCCAAUGCCUUCUGUUCUGCAGAACGCUGUCUGCGGUCCUCAGAAGGCUGGGACGAAGAGACCAGACAAUUGGGAUGACAUCGAGAGUCUGAAUCCUUGCCCUCUCAAUGCCUGCUGCGAUAUCUGGGGACAAUGCGGUACUACUGCGGAUUUCUGCACAAGAACAAACUCUACCACUGGCGCCCCUGGAACGGCGAAAGCUGGCACAAAUGGAUGUAUCUCGAACUGCGGCACUGACAUCGUUUACGACGAUAGCGGCUUCGGUGAUCAUCCCGUGCUGGUUGGAUACUAUGAGGCCUUCCAGAACACUCGACCAUGUUUGAAUAUGGAUGUGACAGCCAUCAAUAACACAGUCCAAUGGGGUGGCCAACUUGGAAGCCAUGCAUCGACGUUCUCUCAGGCAUGGGACCAUAUCCAUUUCGCGUUCGCCAACAUCACUGAAUCAUUCGAAGUCGAUGUCUCCAGUGUUCAGGAUGAGUUUGAUGAGUUCAAAAAGUUCACAUCCCCGGGCAAAAAGCCAAAAGUUCUGUCCUUUGGUGGGUGGUCAUUUUCCACGGCCUUGGACUCCUACGCCAUCUUUCGAAAGGGUGUCACGGAUGAACAGCGUUCGUUGUUCGCGUCCAACGUCGCAAAGUUCGCGGAUGAUAAUGACCUCGACGGGCUGGACUUUGACUGGGAGUACCCAGGCGCCCCUGAUAUUCCUGGGAUUCCCGCGGGAGAUCCAGGUGACGGUGCUCGAUACCUUCAAUUCCUGAAGGAGGUUCGGGAUAAACUCUCCUCUGACAAGACGCUCUCGAUCGCAGCGCCCGCCUCCUACUGGUACCUCAAGGGCUUCCCAAUCGCGAAUAUCUCGUCCGUCGUCGACUACAUCGUGUACAUGACCUAUGAUCUGCACGGUCAGUGGGACUGGAACAAUCCCUCGUCUGAUGAUGGUUGCGACGGCAGUGCCUGUCUCCGGUCUCACGUCAACUACACCGAAAUCGUGAAUUCCUUGUCAAUGAUCACCAAGGCUGGAGUGCCUAACAGCAAGAUCGUCGCGGGUCUAGCGAGCUACGGCCGGUCCUUUGGCAUGGUCGACCCAUCCUGCUACGGGCCCGAGUGCAAGUUCACUGGCCCGGAUUCGGGAGCUAUGCCUGGACGAUGCACUCAGACACCGGGUUACAUUGCAAAUGCAGAGAUCAAUGAGUGGUUGCAAGGUGAUCAGAACAUCACGACGUACUUCGACGAGGUUAGCCGGUCGACAAUCUCUUACUCUGCCAACGGAACAUGGGUGGCUUACACAGACGACGAUGAGAGAAAUAACCGCAUCACAGAAUGGUGGUACGACAGAACCGUCCUUGGAACCAGUCUCUGGGCAAUCGACCUGACUGAAUUCGUCGCCGAACUGCCAGAUGGCACCGUGCUGCCUCCAUCAACCCUAAUCGACUGCGACCAAGUCUUCACCAGCCUAGACGACGUCGAGGCCGCUGCCGGUUCCAUCCAGCCUGAGUGUAUGAACCUGUACCUGAUCCAGGCCUUGCAGAGCAAUCUCACCGCGUCGGUCUCGCAGUACCACGAUGUCUUGAAAACAGACUACGAUGAGAAAUUCGGCUGGUACCAGGAUGCUGUCAGAGAGCAGUUCCCUCUGUCUCUUCAGGCAUUCCUGAAGGCCAACGCCUCCAAUUACUUCGAGUGCACAUCCCAGAGCAUGGAGCCGUGGAGCGAAGAGCCAAUAGGCAAGAACACGAGCUCUUCAUGCCCAUCCAAUCCGAAGGACACGGGUUACGCAACCUUCUACUGGACCGCGACGGACAAAGACGGAUUCUUGAACGACCUUGAAGAGACGACUGGGAUCACACCGGACCAGCUCCUAUGGGAGAUCGAUGCAUCCCAUUGCGUGGACAGUCCGGACGUCUCACAACCGACGAUAUGCAGCGGCAGCAGAAACAUCGGCAUGCCGAACCUCCCGCCUGAUUUCACAGUCAGCAACCCCAAGGAUAUCAUCUCAGCUCGACUCCCAAACAUCACGACCUUCGAGAACCAAUCCACGACCAUCGUCUCACUCGCAAACAGCGAUCUCUACCUCGGCGACACAAUCGACGUCGUGGACGGUGCAUCGCUCCUAGUCCUCAUGGUUUCGAACUCCAUCGCAAGCAUGAAAAGCGUCGAAAAAAUCGGCACAGAAUACCACAAGGAGCAAGUCGAGCAGGCUAUUCUCCUCUUCGUCUCGGCCUUGCUGCUCCUGAUCCCUGGACUCGGAGAGAUUGCCGACUCCGUCGAAUUGACCUCUAUCGCUAUCACGCUUAGAGCCAUCGGUGCAGCCGGUGACGCAGGCUUUGGCAUUUAUGGCGUCGUGAGUGCCAAAGAUGCCGGUGUUGGUGAGAUCUUCCUUGCUCUUCUGGGUGGCCUGGGUAUUUUGGAUAUGCUUAGAGCACCGGGGCUUUUUGCCAAAGCGGCCAAGGCCAGGAGGGCUAUGGACGCUGGGGAUAUUGCAAAGUUGGGAAAUGAGGUUAAGGGGGGAAUUGCUCAGAUUGACAAGUUAAAGCAGCUUUGUCAUUAGCCUGUAUAUAGUGUCUAAGUAUAUGGUGCAUAGUUUUAUCUGCUGCACGAGAAAAAAGCUCUGUUCAAAUAGCAAGUUAGCCCUAGAUAUAGAACCUGUGCUAUUCACUUCACUUGAUAGGUAUCCUAUAGGAUGUGAGCCAGAUAAGAAAUUAGGACAUAAAGUUAGCCCUUAGAUUAGCCAGUAGAAUAUUGAAUAUAGACAUG